AACGUUUAUGAGAUCAUUUGUUAUUCUGGUUAAAACGGCCUUACCGAACUGCUUUUAUAAGAAUUAUAUCAAGAAGGAAUCAUAAAGCAAUGGGUUCAUAAGCGGUUUGUUUAACAAAACGAGUUUUUUUUUCACAUGCUUUUAACAUAAGCACACACUGGUUGCGAUUAGGUUAAUAAAUUACCUAAUUUACCCCACCCACAGCAUGCAUUGCUGUGUUGAUUUGAUUUGAAUUAUUUUCGCCGUUGUUUCGCCCGAUACUUUUGGAGCACGCUCGCGUUUGACAGUAUGCGAGCGCACUCCAUCUGCAUCUGUUGUAAUCAAAUUCGAUUCUGAAAAAAAAUCCUUCCAUCAAAACAAGCGCGCGUUCAACAGCAAAGCUAAAAUUGGCCAAAUUAUCGUGUAAUUCUGGUGCUCGUAAUUUAAAAAAAAUGUUUAGAAACACGUUUCAGUCAGGUUCAUCGAUUCUGCAUAGUAUAGGCAGCAAACCGCUACAAAUUUGGGAUAAAAAGGUUCGUAAUGGAUACAUCAAGCGCAUCACCGAUCAGGACAUUGAAUCGCUGGUUCUGGAAAUCAUCGGAACGAACGUUAACACCACGUACAUCACCUGUCCGGCCGAUCCGAAAAAGACGCUCGGCAUUAAACAUCCCUUUCUGGUGAUGAUUAUAAAAAAUCUGAAGAAAUACUUCACCUUCGAGGUGCAGUAUGUCUCAUUUCGCUCGAUUUAUUUCCACAUCACUUGUUGCGCUAUAUCUUCCUGCUUGUGUCAACAGGUGUUGGACGAUAAAAAUGUGCGGCGUCGGUUUCGGGCCAGUAACUAUCAAUCGACGACCCGCGUGGAACCAUUCAUCUGUACCAUGCCGAUGAGGCUUGACGAAGGCUGGAAUCAGAUCCAGUUCAAUCUGUCGGAUUUCACACGACGUGCCUACGACACCAACUACGUAGAAACGCUGCGCGUGCAAAUCCAUGCCAACUGUCGAAUACGAUGCGUAUACUUCUCCGAUCGACACUACUCCGAGGAUGAACUUCCGGCGGAAUGCAAACUGUUCCUGCCAAUUCAAAAGCCGCAGUCGAAGAUAAUUGCUGAAGAGGUUUGUUAACGUAAAGCUAGGCGAGCUCUUGCUAAGGGUAAAUCGAGAGUAUUUUUUGAGGAAGAAUGGGUUUAUCGUGGUGAUCAAAGAUGUUCUUGACUGAGUAUUGUACCAGGCGGUUUGGUUCUUAUGAUCAGGUGUAUUUUUUCAUUUUUAAAAUGUUGUGUACUUUAAUUUUUGAUUGGAAAAUCGUAUAAUAGAACUGAAAAUUGAAGCAGCACGAGGUUACAUCUAUUCAUUUAAAACGGCCUGGCCGGCAGGACCGGGUUACGAAUCCCAUCUAGACCUCGCCUCGCCGUACGCUGGAGAUGGAUUCCAGCAACCAAUAUGCUCAUAACGUUUAACGAUUUAUGCUAAUUUGAAGAAAACUUUGUACUUCUUUAAUUAGUAAUCAUGCUGAACGUUAAGGAUGUUGCAGCCAGCUUUCAAAUAUGUAUAGCUAAACAAACCAAAUAAAUGAAAAUGAGUACUCAAUGAGGUAUAACAAUUAGUUUCGUGUCUGCCUUUAUAAUUGUGCACAAAUAUUCUAAUCCUCA
Anopheles stephensi (Asian malaria mosquito) is the source of this 1627-nucleotide messenger RNA. RefSeq names its product cilia- and flagella-associated protein 20-like. Lineage: Eukaryota; Metazoa; Arthropoda; Insecta; Diptera; Culicidae. The record is from RefSeq and is a predicted model, not a curated record. Gene Ontology annotation, biological process: regulation of cilium beat frequency involved in ciliary motility; cilium assembly; positive regulation of cell motility. Gene Ontology annotation, cellular component: motile cilium; ciliary basal body. Bases 432 to 1100 code for a protein of 222 amino acids. The transcript has 2 exons.